GACUGGCUCGAUGUGAGCUCGAUAUGAGCUCGAUAUGAGUUCGAUGUGAGCUCGAUGGAGCUCGACAUCAGCAUUUUAUGAUGGUUUUUGCUAAUUUUUUUAUCGUACUCUCUUUUGCAGCAUAUUGAUGCGGCAGAACACAUGCUUCGUAUGCGUCGCAAGUAUUUUCCCAAUAUAUAUCGACAGAAUGCAGUUGUGAUGAACAGUUAUUUGUCACAAGUGAUACCUGCCCGAUAUGAUCAGUUCAAGAAAACAGCCGACAAAACAAAGUAUUAUUGGGAUGCUGACAUUAUGUCCAUGUUGACCGGCAUCGAGCAGCAGUUUCUGGCAUCUUCGGGAGGAGUUGAGGAUGUAUAUUGGUGCCAGAACUAUGGACAACAACAUUGGUUUGCCAUUGAGGCUUCCAUUUCUAGUUGGACUCUGACUGUUUACGAUUCAGACAACUCGGUGAUUAGUGACGCAAAGCUUGAGGAUAUUAUGAGUCCAUGGUGCUUUAUGCUACCUUCUCUGUUAAUGCAGAGUAAACUGUUUACUGAUAGCUUGAUGUUGAAGAUUCCAUCAGCAGGAAAUAGGCCGCAUCAAUUCACAUUGCGUCGCAAACAGAAACACGAGCUCCCUCAGUCAAAGAGAAGUGGGGAUUGUGGUGUGUAUGCUAUCAAGUAUAUUGAGCAUCUAAUGGUCGGUCUUCCAUUGGAAGCUAUCUGCGAUGAAAAUAUGGAGGUGUUCAGGAACAAGUGGACCACAGACUUGUGGUAUCAAAAUUUGUUACCUUGAUGAUUGUAUAUAUACAGGGUCUUUACAUGUACAGUUUGUUGUUCACAUUUUUUUAUAACUUUCAUGGGCUGUUAUCGAGCUAAUAUCAAGCUAUAUCGAACUGUUAUUGAAUUAUCAAAAUUUGUUACCUUCAUAAAAAGAGUUUAUUAAUACAACAAGUUCAAAUGGGAAAAAAGAGUUUAAAGCCUA
This is a messenger RNA of Humulus lupulus (European hop), 963 nucleotides long. RefSeq lists its product as uncharacterized. Lineage: Eukaryota; Viridiplantae; Streptophyta; Magnoliopsida; Rosales; Cannabaceae. Gene Ontology annotation, biological process: proteolysis. The record is from RefSeq and is a predicted model, not a curated record. The coding region runs from base 142 to 774 and encodes 210 amino acids. Gene Ontology annotation, molecular function: cysteine-type peptidase activity. The transcript is spliced from 2 exons.